AUGAGUUUCAAGAAGAGUACUCGAUUGCCUGCUCGGAAUGGCAAUUCACACAGCACGGGCGACGGCAGCGUCCACAGCAAUGCAGACCUUGUAUCGCGAAGCUACGUCAAAGAAGGCAGCCAGAACGCAGCAGCCUAUGAAUUGGCAAAGCAAAAUUAUCACCGAUACCUUUCUGGGUUCCUGGUGUGGUAUGUGUACCACAGAAGAAAUCUAUAUCGGGUGCAGGAGAUGACGUCCCGAGAAUUAGCUGCCCGAGGCGUCUGGAAUUUCGACGCGGACGUAUACAAAUUGAUGAUGGAUGCAUACGCACCCCUCUUGUGGGGUCCUCCAGGCUACUUGGGCCCGGUGCUUAAGUCCAUCAUGGAAAAGACUCUCGCUGAGCUUAAAUGCCGGCUCAAUAAGGAUCACAUACCUCAGGACCGCUUCGGACAGUGGCAAGAGAAAGAAACCCACCUGGCUGAGCAUCGUCCGUUCCUCAACAAUGUCACGACGUCCCUUAAGAGAGCCAUCUCCAAUGGUACUCUAGAUGACAUGUCGAAUGAUCUGAAUGUUCUAUUCGACUCUGUUGAGGGUAAUGACAUGGAUGAAAAUGGCGAUUCGGAGGAAUACAAUAACCAGACCUUUAUUGACGAGAUGGGCACCUACGACGAGAUCAUGGAUUAUCUCGGAUCCGACAACAUUCGAGGCCCUACGAAGCCGGACGGACUUCCGUACGAAAUAUUGGAAUUUGUCCCGCAGAUGCCCGGAACCAACUUCAACUCUCGUAUCGACCGACUUAGAAUGGAUUUGAUAACUGAGGAAACACAGUGCGAGAUCAUAGCCCCCAAAGGCGACGACUCAAUCCUCGGAGGGCGUAACCUCCAAGAAUACUUGAGGAAUGAGCAGUUUAUCAAGGAGACGCUGGAAUUCAUCUUCGAGUUGCUGGCCCUCGACCCGGGGCUCUCGAGGACCCGCAUGCUCGACAUUGGGAAAUUGUUCCACUCCCUCCUCCUGGAGCCCUGGUAUUUUAAUCAUGGACACGGGGACAGGCAGGCUGGCGAGUCCGCCGAGGAAAACGAGCAGUUCAACAUGGAGCUCCGAGGGGCCGUCAUAGAUCUGGACAACGUGACGUUUAGAAUGCGACUUCACGAGAAUGGUUUCGCCAGCAAGUGGUGGGGCGAAAACUGCUUCCACGUUGUGAUCGACAACCCGAAUGUUGUCAGACCUGGAACAAUCGACCACGUCCAUUCCUCAGCUUGGAACCACUGGAGCCGCUUCUACAGCAAUUGGCUCCAGAUACUCGCCAACGUCGAGCUGAGCCAUUCGAAGCUGACCCAGGAGCAACUGGACGCCGAGGACAAUAAAUCCUGCCCCAUAUGCAUGGAGGACUACGUGGUCGGCAAUCCGAACAGCUGUGCGGUCUGGAUUGAAUGCGGAAACAACCAUACAUUGUGUAAAAAGUGCUACACACAGCUCAGCCUCACGCCGACGAGGCCCUACAACGAGUUGAUGACGACCAGGUACUGCCCACAAUGCCGACAAGAGUUGCAAUAUGAAGAAGACAUGAAUGAUCUCACGGACGGUCUCAACUUGAUGCCCUCGCUCAACACCGACUUUCCGUAUCACAACUAG
Messenger RNA from Diaporthe citri, 1611 nucleotides. RefSeq lists its product as uncharacterized. Bases 1 to 1611 code for a protein of 536 amino acids. Lineage: Eukaryota; Fungi; Ascomycota; Sordariomycetes; Diaporthales; Diaporthaceae. The transcript has 3 exons. The record is from RefSeq and is a predicted model, not a curated record.